UUCUCCACCAUAUCUGUCCAAGCAAUAUUAAUUCCGGCCAAUCCAGACGGUAGCGGAACCGUGUUUGCAGGAACUGUGCGAGUCUAUUUAUAGCACAGGUAGAACGAAGGAAGCCAUGGGGUGUUGAUGUGAGUUGUGAACUGUGUUUCAGGGACAAAGAACACUUGUGAAUAGCAUCGUUGGAAAAUGUUUCUUUGUGGGAGGAUCAGCCGCCUGUCGUUUCUUCUGAUCAUAUUCGUCAUCUUCGUAUUCCUCUUGGAAAUCAAGUUCUUUUCCCCUUCGAGGUCACAGACUCACGUGGUCUUCAAUAGGAGAAAUCACGUGACGUCCACACCUGAUCACCAGUCUCGUGGUCUCCUAGUGGACACAGCUGCUUGCAAAAUACCCGACGUUGACCCAUUUGACGAAUCCAUCGUGCAUCUCAUCCGAAGACGUGGAAAAAUUCUUUGCGUUGGGAAGCCUUCCAUAACUUUCGAGGAAGGCUCGAUGCUCAGGCUGAACUGGACAGUGAUAAAUGAAUAUUACAAAGGAGAUUUCAAAUAUUGCAAGUAUCAACCGAUCAUCAGAGGACCCAAGGGAAACGAUUUUUACUUCACUUACGGUCCGUUCGAGAAAUCCUUCUCUUCGGACGUGCAAGCGAAACACGAAUUUAUUCGAGUGUAUUGUUACAGCAAGUCGGACGGGAAGAUCUACACGAACUUCCAUUCUAUAGUCAUUCCAAAACCUGAGGUUGAAAAACAGUGUGACACGAGGUUUCGUCGUUAUAUGAAGCGACACCAGCCAAAAGAGAAGUUAAACGUGAUGAUGAUUGGUGUUGAUUCCGUAUCACGCUUAAACUUAAUGCGGCAGAUGCCAAGAACAAGAGAGUUUCUCCUCAGAAAUCUUAGCUCUGUCGAAAUGCUUGGCUACACGAAAGUAGCAGAUAAUACGUUUGUGAACAUUGUCCCCAUGACCACUGGGAAGUACGUGGAAGAACUGCCGUGGAACGAAACAAUGGUAAAAACGCCCUUUGACAAAUAUGACUUCAUCUGGAAAGAGUUCUCUAAAAAUGGUUUCAAAACGUUGUACGCGGAGGACGCCCCAAAAAUCGCUAUAUUUACAUACUGUAAGGCGGGGUUCCACACGCCUCCCGCUGAUUUCUAUAACAGGGUGUUCAGCGUUGCCAUGGAGAAGCACAAAUCGGUGUGGAAUCACAACCACCACUGCGUUGGUGACAGAAUGGAGUCAGAUAUUGUUUUAAAGUACGUGCGAGACUUUGCAGUGCAGAAUAUCCACAAAGCUACCUUUGCGUUCGCUUUUAUUACCCGACUUUCUCACGAUUACGUCAACGAUGCCGGAAUUGCAGACGAUCCGCACUUCAGGUUUCUGAACACACUGAGGGACGAUGGUAUACUUGAAAACACUGUUUUGAUUUACUACAGUGACCAUGGUAACCGAUACGGCGGAAUACGUAAUACGUUUAUAGGCAAACUUGAAGAAAGACUUCCUUUUUUAUUUCUUGUUUUUCCUCGGUGGUUUCUAAUCAAAUACAAAGAAAUAGCUAGAAACCUUCAACUUAAUUCAAAACGACUGUCGACACCUUUUGAUGUGUAUGAAACUUUAAAAGAUAUACUCUACUUUACCGGUAACUUCCCAAAGAGAGACAGGGGUGAAAGAGGAAUCAGUUUAUUGAGAGAGAUCCCAAACGAACGAUCGUGUUUUGAUGCGUCCAUCAUGCCGCAUUGGUGUAUGUGUUUCUCCAGGAAGAAAUUAUCAAACACUUCUACGACGGCAGUAGAGGCUGCACAUUCGCUUUUGUUACACCUCAACAAGAUCUUGUACGACUACAGAUACAAAUGUGCACCGCUUGAAAUUUCCAGUAUUAUAGAUGUGACACUUAUGAUGCCCAAUAAUAAUGUUCUUCAUUUUGAACAAAGUCUAAAUGACGUCAUCAACAGAACAGUUCACUAUGGUAACAGGACAGACGCAUUUUCCCUUUAUCAGCUGACUGUUGUAAGUAAGCCUGGCGGUGGUAUGUUUGAGAGCACCGUCAAAUAUGACGAGAGAACAGCCCACUAUUCCGUCGAUGGUGACGUCAGUCGGAUAAACGCUUUCGGAGACCAGUCUAAAUGUAUCGACAGUUUUCAUUUGAAAAAGUAUUGUUUUUGCCUUUCAAAUACAUAGAUAUUUAUUAUGUAUUCUUAAUAUGUGAAGUUGUAAAGAUUUUGUAAAUUUCUACGUCAAUAAAUAAUCCCAACAUGAAAA
This is a messenger RNA of Gigantopelta aegis, 2244 nucleotides long. RefSeq lists its product as uncharacterized. The record is from RefSeq and is a predicted model, not a curated record. The transcript has 2 exons. NCBI's taxonomy places the organism in Eukaryota, Metazoa, Mollusca, Gastropoda, Neomphalida, Peltospiridae. The coding region runs from base 187 to 2163 and encodes 658 amino acids.